This is a messenger RNA of Exophiala bonariae, 3126 nucleotides long. RefSeq lists its product as uncharacterized. The record is from RefSeq and is a predicted model, not a curated record. The transcript has a single exon. Bases 1 to 3126 code for a protein of 1041 amino acids. Gene Ontology annotation, biological process: DNA repair. Lineage: Eukaryota; Fungi; Ascomycota; Eurotiomycetes; Chaetothyriales; Herpotrichiellaceae. Gene Ontology annotation, cellular component: nucleus. Gene Ontology annotation, molecular function: hydrolase activity, acting on acid anhydrides, in phosphorus-containing anhydrides; ATP-dependent chromatin remodeler activity; nucleic acid binding.
AUGAGCGAACCCAACUCGAAAAGGAAGAUAGAUAUUGUCGAUCUCACCGGGGAUGAUGAUGUAAGUACGGCGAGCGCUCCUGCUGCUAAGGCACCCAGACGAUAUCCACCAUCAUUUUCUCCCUCGCCACAAUCCCAAUAUUCUUCUUCACUAGGUUGGAAGAAGAGUACGUAUCAGAAAUCUCGGCAAUAUCCAACAGCAUCUUCUGUCUCACAAAAUAAGACGAAACCACCAGCCCAGUCUUUGGCAAGUGCAUCUCAAGGAUCACGGCAGUAUCCACCAUCAUUUUCUACUCCAUCUUACCGACACCCAAAUGAACUACCAACACCACCAUCAUCAAGCCAGACGUAUUCAUCCAACCAGGGUCGAAAUGCGUCUUUUGGGUCCAGUCAAAUCUACCGAAGUAGCCCUGCGAGCCCUUACAACAGCAGGACACACAGCAAGAGCGAUCGCGAUGGUUGGCUGGCGUCUACCCAAGAACAAGAAGCCGACAUUGCACGCGAGAUCGACCUCACUGAAGAUUUUGAUGAUGAUGUGUACGAGAAUUAUCAACUCUACGGAAUAUUGAACACAAAAAUUGUGGGUUGUAGAUUUUAUAAUGGUCAGGCGACCGUUGGAGAGUAUGUGAAGGUCCGCCGUGAGCCGUCCAACCCUUACGAUACCAAUGCAAUUCGCAUUGACAACGUACGCCGUGAUCAAAUUGGCCACAUUGGCAGAGUGGUUGCUGGCAAGCUCGCACCUUUCAUGGAUUCCGGAUCUUUGCUUGUCGAGGGUGCCCUCACCGGUCCCAAAGACUACUAUGAAUGUCCUAUUGGACUGAAACUGUUUGGCACAAGUGACCCAGUCGCAGGAGCAGCCCUUCGUCAACAGAUGCAGGAUCUGAGGCUACCCAUCAACGAGUUCACCAGGAAUGAAAAAGAGCGAAAAAAGCGCGCACAGGACAUGGAGAAGCAGAAGAAAGCUCGAGAAAAAGCUGCUGUUGCCAUGAUGAAGAACGGGGGCACUGUAUUUGAAAACAAUGGAUCCGGGAAAUACAUAAAUCGAGGUCAAGGUACGGUGGUGGGCUUACAACACGGACAUCCGUCAGACAUGAACCAGCUCUUGGAGGGUACUGCAACAUUCAAUCCGCGCGAAGUGGAGAACGUGGUCAAGCAGCUGGGUGUUGGCGAAGACGUCUUAGCCAAGUUACCCAUGGCUGAUCAGCCAAAAACACUUUCGACAAAGCUCUUGCCGUAUCAGAGACAGGGACUGCAAUGGAUGCUUGACCAUGAGUCCCCGAAGCUACCACAAUCGAACGGUGUGGUUCAACUCUGGAAGAAAUCAGGGAGCAAUUGGUCCAAUAUCGCCACGAAUUUUUCGAUCACAACGCAACCAGAGCUUGCAUCUGGUGGACUCCUAGCAGAUGAUAUGGGACUGGGAAAAACUAUCCAAAUCAUUUCGCUCAUCAUGGCAGAUCCACACAAGAAUGGUUCACCCACAUUGAUCAUUUCUCCACUUUCAGUCAUGAGUAACUGGAAACAUCAAACAGAGCAUCAUGUAAAGACGAAAUAUGCCCCCCGCGUUCUGGUCUACCAUGGACAAGCAAACAAGUACCUCAAACCUGCGAAAUUGAAAGAGCACGAUAUCGUGAUCACCACUUACCAGACAAUGACCCAAGAGCUUUACCCUUACGGUCAAUUGACAGCUGAGCCAACACCCACCAAGGACGGACUGUUCUCCAUCAAAUGGCGACGGCUCGUCCUCGAUGAAGGGCACCAGAUACGCAACCCGAAGGCCAAAAUGUCACAGGCAGCAUGUGCACUUGAGGCAGAAUCGCGAUGGAUUCUCACGGGUACACCGAUCGUUAAUAAUCUCAAGGAUCUUUUCUCGCAUGUCAAGUUCUUGCGUCUAUCUGGUGGCUUGGCUGAAUUUGAUGUCUUCAACUCUGCACUUAUCCGACCUUUGAAGUACAACGAUCAGCACGCCAGGACGCUGUUGCAAGCUCUGAUGUCGACCAUGUGUUUGCGACGAAUGAAGGAUAUGAAAUUUGUGGACAUCAAGCUUCCUGAAAUCUCCUUCCACAAGUACGUGGUGAAAUUCCUACCCCACGAACAGGAGCGCUAUGAUGCGUUCAAGAACGAGGCGCUUGGGAUGGUGGAGGCGGUCAAGGCACAGAGCGGGGACAACACCAUGACCCACCUGUUGGAAGUGCUUCUACGACUGCGACAAACCUGCAACCACUGGAAGAUGUGUGACGAAGAGAGAGUCAAGAAGCUGCUCUCUCUUGUGGAUGAGAACAAGAUAGUGGAUGUGAUGAACCCUGCCAAUCGAAAGGCGCUACAGGAUCUUCUUCAAGUGCGCAUCGACUCACAAGAUGAGUGUCCAGUCUGUUUGGAUAGCCUGCAGGAUUCCGUGGUUACGGCCUGUGCGCAUAGCUUCUGUCGCGAUUGCAUCAGCCGGGUCAUUGAAACUCAACGUAAAUGUCCACUGUGCCGGGCAGAUCUUAGUGCUGAUUCUCUUGUUGAGCCGUCGGCUGGAAUGGGUGAGGAUGAAGAGGCUGAUGUCGAUAUUGACCCCGACACUACCAGCAGCAAGAUCGAGGCACUUGUGCAGGUCUUGAAGGCCGCUGAGGGUGACGCGACGGUCAAAACAGUUGUGUUCUCGCAAUGGACAUCGUUCCUCGACCUCGUCCAAGUUCAGCUUACGAAACACGGAUUGAACUUUACACGACUGGAUGGGAAGAUGACAUCGACGGCUCGCGACGUCGCGAUCGAAUCACUCAACACCGACGAUUCAUGCAAAAUCAUGUUGGCAUCUCUAUCCGUGUGUUCAGUCGGCUUAAAUCUUGUUGCUGCGAACCAAGUGAUUCUGGCAGACUCCUGGUGGGCGCCAGCCAUUGAAGAUCAAGCUGUAGACCGGGUUCACCGUUUGGGUCAAACGAGGAAAUGCAAAGUGGUUCGACUGGUGGUGGAGGGGACGAUUGAGGAUGAGGUGCUUGAGAUUCAAGCUAAAAAGAGACAGUUGGCAAGCGAAGCCUUUGGCGAGAAAGAUGGCGCAAGGAAGAGAAAGGAGCAACGGGCGGGUACUUUGAGGGACAUUGAGAGAAUGUUGGCUGGCAGGGAGGCGCCGGCGACAACUUACUCGUAG